UGUAUAUGAACGUAUAUAAGGCGUUGGAAUUUGUGAGAGAAAAUCGAUUACAUUUGACUAUCGGAUUCUGACUCUCUUGUUAAUCAACCUCAUCGUUAUCGAUCUCAUUUUUUUUUUCGUCAAUCUCAAUUCGAUUCUCAGCUCUCUGAUUCACCAAAUCUCCGAUCAUGGCGGCUCCGACGUCUUCGUCCGCCACGAACAUCAUGCUUGCCAUCUACGAGAAGAAGACCGUGUCAGUGGAUCUCUACCGUCCCCUCCGCAACUACAUCGUCUUCAAUUACUCCGAACGCGAGGCCCAAAACCUCGAAGACGAUCUCCAAACCCUAAAGCAAAUGCGCGCCGAUCUCGAACGCACCACCGCCGACUCCCUCACUGCCCGCCGCGACCUCCUCCAAAAUUACUACAAAGCCCUCUGCGCGGUCGAGUCUAGGUUCCCGAUCUCACCCGAUAAGGACCACGUCAACGCCAUCACGUUCACUUGGCACGACGCAUUCAAGAACAAGCAGAAGGCCUCGCAGCAGAACAUACACUUGGAGAAAGCUGCCGUGUUGUUCAAUCUCGGCGCGGUGCACAGUCAGAUUGGGUUGUCCUUCGACCGGUCCUCCAUAGAGGGGAGGAAACAGGGGUCGCACUCGUUUAUGGCGGCCGCCGGGGCAUUUGCGUUUUUGAGGGACAAUGCGUCCACGAAGGCGUCCAUGGGGAGUUCCACGACUGUGGAUGUUUCGGUUGAGUGUGCGGGGAUGUUGGAGAGGCUUAUGCUGGCGCAAGCGCAGGAAUGUGUGUUUGAGAAUACAAUUGCCAAGGGAAGCACCCCUGGUCUCUGUGCAAAAAUCUGUAGGCAGGUUGGACUCUAUUAUGAGGAAGCUUUGGCAGCGCUGAAUGUUGCACCUCUCAGCCAGCAUUUUGACAAGGCAUGGAUAACUCAUGUGCAGCUCAAGGUGGCCGUGUUUUAUGCCGAGGCAUGCUAUAGAUAUAGUUUAGAGCUGCAUGAGAAAGAAGAGAUUGCUGAGGAAAUUGCACGCUUGAAGAGUGGAAUUGGUGCUUUAUCUGAGGCAAAGAAAUCAUCCUCAAAGGGGGCUGCACAGCAGCUUUUGGAUGCAAUGAAUAAGUUGGAAGCCACUCUAAAUCGAAACCUGGAGAGAGCUAUGAAGGAGAAUGAUAGAGUUUACCUAAUGAGAGUUCCUGCGGCCAGCUCUUUAGCGCCUCUUCCAACAGUUUCAUUGGUUAAGGCUCUGGCAAUGGGUGAGGUGUUGGAUGCAAGCAAGGAGAAGAUGUUUUCAAGUCUUGUUCCUGACAGCAGUGCAAAAGCUCUUUCUAGAUACACUGAAAUGGUUGAUGACGUUAUCCGAACACAAGCUGAGAAAUUGCAACAAGGGAGUGAGCUAACCCGAGUGAGGCUCAAGGAAAUGGACUUGCCUGAUUCAAUUCUUGCUUUGGAAGGGAACUUUACCCUUCCUACAACUCUUAAAGAAGAUGUGGAGGCAGUGCAAAUUUGUGGGGGCCCAUCUGGUUUGGAAGCUGAGCUGCAGCAAGUUAGAGAUUUGAAGAGGGUGAAUCAGGAAUUGCUGGUCCAGACAGAGGAACUCUUGCAGAAAGAAGCGAGAGAAGAUGCUCAGUUUAGGAGCCAAUUUGGUACACGGUGGACUAGGCCACAGUCCAGUACUUUAACAAAGAACUUGCAGGACAGGUUAAAUAGAUUUGCAGCAAAUUUGAAGCAAGCUGGAGAAAGUGAUGCCCGUAUUGAGCGUUCAGUGAGAGAUCAUACAGCUCUCAUGUCAAUCCUUGAUCGCCGUCCGAUAGAAGCUGCCCUACCGACAUUGGCAAGGCCUAUUAUGUCUUUGGAUGCCAACGAAGAUGCUAUAGUGGGGGCCCUGAAGCAGAGUUUGAGGCAAUUAGAGACUCUUGGUGCUCAAAGGGCAGGUCUUGAAGAUAUGCUUAAAGAGAUGAAGAGGAAGGAUAAUAUCUUGCCGAAGUUGAUGACUUCCACGGGCUCUUAUGAGGAUCUUUUUAGAAAGGAGUUAGCGAAGUAUGAUCACAUUUGCGAAGAAAUUGGGCAGAAUAUUGAGGCACAAGAACAAUUAUUGAUACAAAUUCAGGCUCAAAAUGACGACUUUGCUGCUACAUUCAAUCUUGAAGAUUAUAAAGCAUCUCGAGAGAAGAGCUACAAGCAGAUCGAAGCUGCCAUAGCUAAGUUCCGCGAAAUUAAAGAGAACAUCAAUGAGGGACUGAAGUUCUAUGUUACUCUUCAGGAUGCUAUCACAAACGUAAAGCAGCAGUGCAGUGAUUUUGUAAUGACCAGAAGCAUACAGUGCCGAGAAAUGAUCGAAGAUGUACAAAGACAAAUUGCAGGCCUCAGUUUCCAGGAUGGUAAGAACACAGGUGCUUACAACUACCCUACAGCCGGACAGCCUUAUCAAAAUCAAAGAUCCAGUUCCCAACAGCAAACCGACACAGGGAACAUGCCGCCUCCUCUUCCCCAAGCACCACCACCUUACUACCAGCCCACCGAGCAGCCAACAAUGCCUGGAUAUGCUCACCCCCCUCCCACUUAUGGCUCUUCACAGCCCCCGCCACCUCCUUACCAUGUGCCAGCUACAGGUCCUCUGUAUGCACCACCGCAGCACCAACAGCAACCUGCAGUCGGCCAUGAGUACGGCCAACCUGCUUAUCCUGGGUGGCGUGGUCCAUACUACAAUACGCAGCCACAGCAACCCGGAUCUUUUCCUCGACCUCCUUACAACGUUCCUUCUCCAUAUCCUCCUCCCCACCAGAGUGGCUACUAUAAACAAUAGUCAGUUGAUCGAAUGUCUGUUAUUCGACGUAUAGUUUGACGGUAUAUGUUGUUGCCAGUUAUCAUUCUAUGGUCUCUGUAGGAUUGAUUGGAUUAAGCUAGAUUUCUUCUCACACAUGGCUGUCCAUUCGUUUGCGUAAGAUGUUGUAUGGGGAUUGAAUCUUCAUGUUCAAAGUAUAUUUGUAUUAUAGGUUGUUGCUUUUCCUAUUUUUGGCAUUUGUAAGACCAAUUUGUUUUUAUAUAAUUCAAGGAACGCAUAUACACAUCUAUGUCCUUGAAAUUGAUUCCUAGUUAUUUUCAAGCAGAAAAA
This is a messenger RNA of Cornus florida, 3101 nucleotides long. Its product is annotated as vacuolar-sorting protein BRO1. NCBI's taxonomy places the organism in Eukaryota, Viridiplantae, Streptophyta, Magnoliopsida, Cornales, Cornaceae. The record is from RefSeq and is a predicted model, not a curated record. Gene Ontology annotation, biological process: protein transport to vacuole involved in ubiquitin-dependent protein catabolic process via the multivesicular body sorting pathway. Gene Ontology annotation, molecular function: protein binding. The transcript has 8 exons. Gene Ontology annotation, cellular component: endosome. The coding region runs from base 168 to 2792 and encodes 874 amino acids.